Messenger RNA from Branchiostoma belcheri (Belcher's lancelet), 1686 nucleotides. Its product is annotated as putative deoxyribonuclease TATDN1. Gene Ontology annotation, molecular function: 3'-5'-DNA exonuclease activity. Gene Ontology annotation, cellular component: cytosol. Lineage: Eukaryota; Metazoa; Chordata; Leptocardii; Amphioxiformes; Branchiostomatidae. The record is from RefSeq and is a predicted model, not a curated record. The transcript is spliced from 13 exons. Bases 16 to 933 code for a protein of 305 amino acids.
CACCCGUGGUCCAACAUGGCUGCCUCCGUCAGAAAAUCCACGUUGAGAUUUAUCGAUAUAGGGGUCAAUUUGACAGAUGGAAUGUUCAGAGGAUUGUACCAUGGAUCACAGAAGCACCAGGAUGACCUACAAGAUGUCCUUGAACGUGCCUUCAACAAUGGAGUUGAAAGGAUCAUGGUGACCGGUGGGAGCCUUCAGGACAGCAGGGAGGCACUUGAACUUGCAAAAAAAAAUGAUGCCCUGUAUUGUACAGUCGGCUGCCACCCCACCAGAUGUGGAGAAUUCGAAGAGUCAGACCCUGAUUCCUAUCUGGAGAAGCUUACAGAGCUGGUCGAGAACAACAGGAGCAAAGUGGUGGCAGUAGGGGAGUUUGGACUGGACUAUGAUAGGCUCAACUUCUGUGCAAAGGAAAUACAAUUAAGGUAUUUUGAGAAGCAACUGGGCAUCGUGGAAAGAACCAGGCUCCCGAUGUUCCUACACUGUAGGAAUGCUGCCUCAGAUCUUGUUGAUAUCUUGUCAAAAAACAAAGACAGGAUCACCCAAGGUGUGGUUCACUCUUUUGAUGGUAGCAAAGAGGAUGCACAGAGAAUUUUAGACCUGGGACUUUACAUUGGAAUAAAUGGCUGCUCUUUGAAGACUGCAGAAAACUUAGAAACAAUGUGCUCAAUUCCCAGUGAUAGACUCAUGAUAGAAACAGAUGCACCUUGGUGUGAGGUGAGGCCAAGCCAUGCAGGUGCUAAGCUUCUCAAGACAACUUUUCCAACAAAGAAGAAAGAAAAAUGGGAGAAAGGACACUGUGUCAAGAGCAGGAAUGAACCUUGUCAUAUUGUUCAGAUUCUGGAGGUGAUGGCUGGAGCCAGGAAUGAAGAUGUAACAGACUUAGCAGAUGUUCUUUACAACAACACCAAGAAAGUCUUCUUUCCUGACAAAUAGAUCACUCACAGAAUAUUGUAAUCUUUCCCAUGAAGGAUUUAGCAAGACAAAAAUAAUCAGACAUAAUCUAGAUGCUGAUGUACUUUAUUGUUUACAGCACAUUGUUAUAGACCUGCACAGGUCAUUUCAGUGUAAUAUAUGCAGCUGCUGCUGCAUCACAUGCUUUAAAGUUGGUGUGUUACGCCAAAGGGCAGGUUAUACUGGCUAUAAAGAUACAGAUACAUGGUAUUGUUACCAUCAUAAUUGUCAAUUUCUCUCUUCUCCGUAUGACAUGUAAUAUGUUUUUUCACACAUGCUGCAAAACCAGUUUGGGUGGGUGUUAUUUACACCACAUUCAUUACAUGCACAGCUUUUACCAUCCCACUUCCUAAAGAACCAUAAACCAUUCCUGACUGUCUAUCAAAAUUAGUGAUUUUGCCAAUGAGAGAACAGGAUUUGGUCAUGUGACUGUAACCUUCUAUAUGACUGUUCAACAUCAAUCCUUAUGGUAGACCUUAAGCUAUUCAAGCCAAAGGAAUUAAUUUAUUUACAAUUGUGUAAAAUAUGGCUGUCCUCAUUGUAUCUCAACAUGCAAACAUAAGAGCAAGCUGUUGAUUGGUUUUCAUAAGUUUCACGGGUCACUACUAACAGCAACAUAGGGAAUAGUGAUGCAUACCGGUUCACUGGACUUGGAUCCGGACUUGUAAGAAUGUUUAGGUUCAAGUCCAAAAAAAAACUAAAAGUCCAGAACUGAGUCCGGACUUACUACCAUAA